Syngnathoides biaculeatus (alligator pipefish) is the source of this 2350-nucleotide messenger RNA. RefSeq names its product keratin, type II cytoskeletal 8-like. The coding region runs from base 381 to 1652 and encodes 423 amino acids. Gene Ontology annotation, molecular function: structural constituent of skin epidermis. The record is from RefSeq and is a predicted model, not a curated record. Gene Ontology annotation, cellular component: keratin filament. NCBI's taxonomy places the organism in Eukaryota, Metazoa, Chordata, Actinopteri, Syngnathiformes, Syngnathidae. Gene Ontology annotation, biological process: keratinization; intermediate filament organization. The transcript has 10 exons.
CCGCUCUCUUGUCUUCCUACUCCUGUUGCUCCUCCUCUUCCUCCCUCUUCCUGUUGCUCUUCUUCCUCCUUCUCCAUUUCCACUUCCUGAUUCUCAUCUUCCUACUCUUCUUCCCCCUCUUCGCUGUUCUUCAUUUUGUCAUCACGCUUCCUCCCCCCUCUUGUUCAUUUCCUCAUCCUUUCAUUUUCUGCCCAUUUCCCUACCUUUUCUUCCACCUGCUCUUUCUCGUCUCCGCCCUCCUUUUCUUCAUCCUCUUCUUUCCUCCCUACUCAUCUUUCUAAUUUAGCCCCGCCCCCUGCCCCUCCCCCUUUCGCCGCUAUAAAAGCCACCAAAACACCUGAAACCGUAUCCGCCACACUUCCCCCACCCCCCUCCACGCGAUGAGCCUGAGCCGCAACAAGAGGAUCAGCUCGGGCGCCCCGGUCCGCCGCUCCAACGGCUUCGGGUCGCCCGCGGCGACGUUGAGCGGCAUCUCGCUGGGCGGGGGCAACGCCGGGGCCCCGCUUUCCUCGCUGUCGGUCAACAAGAGCCUGCUGGCGCCCCUCGACCUGGAGAUCGACCCGAGCCUCUCCAUGAGCCGAGCCCACGAGAAGGAGCAGAUCAAAAGUCUCAACAACCGCUUUGCGUCCUUCAUCGACAAGGUGCGCUUCCUGGAGCAGCAGAACAAAAUGCUGGAGACCAAGCUGGAGCUGCUCCAGGGCCAGGGGGCGGGCCGCUCCAAGGUGGAGCCCCUUUUCGAGGUCUACGCGGCGGGCCUGAGGCGCCAGAUGGACGUGGUCAACAACGACAGGAGCAAACUGGACGGCGAGCUGAGGAACAUGCAGGGCCUGGUGGACGACUACAAGCACAAGUACGAGGACGAGAUCAACAAGAGGAACAACCUGGAGAAUGACUUUGUCCUUCUGAAGAAGGACGUGGACGCGGCCUACAUGGCGAAGGCCGACCUGGAAGACAAAGUGGGAGCUCUGACCGAUGAGAUCAACUUCCUGCGGGCCGUCUACGAGGAGGAGCUGCGAGAGUUGCAGGCCAGCAUCCGGGACACGUCGGUGGUGGUGCAGAUGGACAACAGCCGCAGCCUCGACAUGGACCAGAUCGUGGCCGAGGUCAAAGCGCAGUACGAGGAGAUCGCCGCCCGCAGCCGAGACGAGGCAGAGGCCUGGUACAAGAGCAAAUUUGACCAGAUGUCGGUGCAGGCCAGCCGGUACGGGGACGAGCUCCGGUUGGUCAAGGCGGAAGUGGGCGAAGUCAAUCGCCUCGUCGGCCGACUGCACAGCGAGAUCGAGGCGGUCAAAGCGCAGCGCGGCGGCCUGGAGAGCCAGCUGGCCGAGGCGGAGGACCGCGGCGAGCUGGCGGUGAAGGAGGCCAGAGGUCGCACCCGAGACCUGGAGGCCGCCCUGCAGAGAGCCAAGCAGGACAUGGCCCGCCAGCUGCGAGAGUACCAGGACCUGAUGAACCUCAAGCUGGCUCUGGACAUUGAGAUCGCCACCUACAGGAAGCUGCUGGAAGGCGAGGAAGACAGACUGGGUCAGCGCUCGGUCCUGGACGUCGUCCGCGACUCGGGCGGCAGGCGUUGCGAGGGCCGCUCUUCGCCGACGAGGCUGCUCGUCAAGACCGCCGAGGCUCCAGACCGCAGCAGAUACAGCACACGCUAAACAUCUCGCUUUACGACUCCAAUUAUUAGCACUGCAGUUUCUAAAUAUGAAAUGUAGAUUCUUGUGCGUGACCCUGAUGGUUUUUUGGAAUUUGUUUGGGGUGUAAAUUUCAUUGAAAAUCCGCAUGAAAUUCACGCCCAAUGUAAUUACAUUGAAAAUAAUACAGUAUAGGGUGGAACGGUGGGUCAGCUGGUAAAGCGUUGGCCUCACAGUUCUGAGGUCCCGGGUUCGAUCCCGGACCCACCUGCGUGGAGUUUGCAUGUUCUCCCCGUGCCUGGGUGGGUUUCCUCCGGGCGUUCCGUUUUCCUCCCACAUCCCAAAAACAUGCAACAUUAAUUGGACACUCUAAAUUGCCCCUAGGUGUGAUUUUGAGUGUGGCUGUUUGUCUCCAUGUGAUUGGCCGGCGACCAGUUCAGGGUAUACCCCGCCUCCUGCCCGUUGACAGCUGGGAUAGGCUCCAGCGCUCCCCGCGACCCUCUUGGGGAUAUGCGGCAAAGAAAAUGGAUAAUACAGUAUAGUCCCAAAUCCCCCAAAUUCAGUUCAAGAAAAAAACAUUUUUGAAAUGUAUGCGAGGGUCCACUAAAACAUAGUCUUAAAUUGUUGUAGACAAUUUUCUAUUUUCAACUUUGUUAUAAGUUAGCCGUCAUUUUUAAUUCUGUUGCUUGCACAAUUAUAAUAAAAUUGGACACACAUUUUUA